AGGUUAUAAAAGGGAACGCGACGGCUCUCUAACUAUCAGUUUACAGACUUAGGUAUGAGUUACAAUUACAACGUCAUGACGUCCAUAACAAAAAUUUUAAUUUUGAUCGCGGCGAUAUCCGCUAUCAGUGGGAAGACAAUUGAUUUCAAUAUCGAUACGGAUCAGCCCAGCGCUCAAGUUUCCUACCGUGACGAAUUGUUGGAUACGCUGUCCCGCCUGAAGUUGAUCGCCCCCGAAGACGAUGAACCACCAUCAUCUAAAGCAGAUACUACCAAUACCAAGUCGAUCGUUAGCCAGAAUGGAAACCAGUGGGAACGACGACAAGCUCGAUGUGCAGACAAUGGAUCUCAUUCACCCAUGUCUUUCACUAGUUUUAGGCAUUUGUCAAAUGUGCCAAGAUUUCCAAAUGGCGAUGUCGUAGACUAUAACAAGAUCAGCAUGGAUGUAUUAAAUUGGAUUCGUCAACAGCUGAUAGUCAAAAUGAUGAAUCAGGUCCAGAAAUCCGCUGCAAAAAACCAAAAUUGACGAUCGUUUUCAAUAGCAUAUAUAUAUAUAUAUAAUCCAAUAAAUCCUAUCGUUAAUCACAA
This is a messenger RNA of Acyrthosiphon pisum (pea aphid), 587 nucleotides long. RefSeq lists its product as uncharacterized. NCBI's taxonomy places the organism in Eukaryota, Metazoa, Arthropoda, Insecta, Hemiptera, Aphididae. The transcript is spliced from 3 exons. Bases 55 to 525 code for a protein of 156 amino acids. The record is from RefSeq and is a predicted model, not a curated record.